CUUUUAAUUAAGAGUAGAGUUGAAAAAUAAAAAUGGAGAGUUAGUCCGUAAUCCUAAUAAAAUUGAAUUGGUGGUAGCAAUCUACUCUUAAGAACAGUAUCCAAAAGAAAUCAAAGUUAAUAACAAGGGUGAAUAAAUAUUAAAAGGUCAUUUAUGUGUCCCCUUAAUAAAAGGCACUGCAUUUUUCACUAGAGUUUAAAUAAGAGAAGUAUCUUCACACUAUUAAAACGGGGGUAUUAUUCUUGCAAUAUUACCACAAUUUAAACCAAAUGAUGAACCAAUUAAUAGUCGUGAUAUUUAGCCUAUGAUUGUUGAAAAUAUCAAAGUUAAGGCUAAGAAAUUUUCAGAACGUCACAUUCCAGUAUAUGUUAAUUAGUGAUUCAUUAUAUAUUUAGUAAAGAG
Messenger RNA from Paramecium sonneborni, 402 nucleotides. Lineage: Eukaryota; Ciliophora; Oligohymenophorea; Peniculida; Parameciidae. The record is from the annotation of a GenBank genome assembly.